Molecule: messenger RNA, 3843 nt
Organism: Gadus macrocephalus (Pacific cod)
Lineage: Eukaryota; Metazoa; Chordata; Actinopteri; Gadiformes; Gadidae
Gene: prodhb
Product: proline dehydrogenase (oxidase) 1b
Exons: 14
Coding region: 264-2114 (616 amino acids)
Cellular component (GO): mitochondrion
Molecular function (GO): FAD binding; proline dehydrogenase activity
Source: RefSeq, a predicted model, not a curated record
UGUUUGUGGGGGCUCACAUUACAUGCCACGCUUGUUUGUUAUUGUUUGUUAUUUCUUCGUCAUCGUCUACCCCGCGUCACACCUGAAGGCGCACGUCCACAUUCGGUCGGUUUUAAAAGCGGUGACUUUUAAAUGUGCGCCUUUGGGUGAAAACGCUAACGGACAAUACUGAAAACCAACUGAACCCGCGCGGACCCGCUCCGUGUUCACUUCAGACCUUCAAAUUGCACUUUGAGUGUGGUCCGUGUGACCUCCACCGUAUAAUGUGGUAUGUUGUGAAGACGGGGCCGGGGUUGACCCGCCGGACGGGGUUCAACUUGGGACCAAAUUUGAAAAGACUGAACGCAAUACGACUCGGCUCCAACGUCGCCGCGACCGGGGCUGAGAGGGACACCGCGCGUCCUAAGCCGCCGUGGGAGCGACCCUCCCGGCGAGGAAGAGGCGACGCAUGUCCAGGUGCUGGCGUCUCCGUGGACUUCGAGCACACACGGGAGGCAUACAAGAGCAAGGACUCUUUAGAGCUCCUAAGAAGUCUAGUGGUGUUUAAGCUCUGCUCCUAUGACAUCCUGGUGGAUAAGAAUAAAGAGAUAAUGGACCUGGGUAAGAAGGUUAUGGGCCAGCGGGCCUUCGAGCAGCUGAUGAAGAUGACGUUCUACGGCCAGUUUGUGGCGGGGGAGGACCACCGCGCCAUCCGGCCCCUGCUGCAGAAGAACCAGGCCUUCGGGGUGGGGUCGGUGCUGGACUUCAGCGUGGAGGAGGACCUCAGCCCGGGGGAGGACCAGGAGGACGUGCUGCGCCCAUACGUUUCCACCGAGGGGAAGACUAACACGGGGGCAGACCACAGACAAGGCAAACACGGAAUGAACACGCAGUGUGGAGAGCGUCGCAGGGAAUCCUGUGAAGCCCGCACGUAUUUCUAUGCUGAUGAAGCCAAGUGUGACCGCAACGCGGAGACCUUCCUCGAGUGCAUCCGAGCAUCUGGUGGGGGCGCCCUGGAAGGCUUCUCCGCCAUCAAGAUGACAGCGCUUGCGCGGCCUCAGUUCCUGCUCCGGCUCUCCGAGGUUCUGGUGAAGUGGCGCAGAUUCUUCAGCUUUCUGGCGGCUCAGCAAGGAUACGGCAACAGGGAGGCCUUGGAGCAAAAGCUGGAGCUCAAACAACUGCAGGAGUUUCUCAGCAGAUCGGGAGCAGAGGGGGACGUCCACGGCUGGUUCACUGACACCAUGCAGAGCUCGUCUGGCACCAUCGACAUGCUGGACUGGGACAUCCUGAUCGACAGCAGAGCCGACGCAUCCCACCUGCUGGUCGUCCCAGACGUCGGGAAAGGGGAGCUGGUGCCUCUGUUGGACCGCUUCACGGCUGAGGAAGAGCGGCAGAUGAAGAGGAUCCUGCAGCGAAUGGACGUGUUGGCUAAGCACGCAGAGGAGAACGGUGUUCGCCUGAUGGUGGACGCAGAGCAGACGUACCUUCAGCCGGCCAUCAGCUACCUGACCCUGGAGAUGCAGAGGGUCUACAACGGCCAGAAGCCCCUCAUCCUCAACACCUACCAGUGCUACCUCAAGGAGGCGUUCACCAGCCUGAGCGUGGACCUGGAGCGCUCGCGGCGCCAGGGCUGGUGCCUGGGGGCCAAGGUGGUGCGGGGGGCCUACAUGCACCAGGAGAGAGAGCGGGCCGUGCUGCUGGGCUACGAGGACCCCGUCCACCCCGACUACCAGGCAACCAAUCGGAUGUAUCACAGGUGUCUGGACCUCCUGCUGGAGGAGAUCUCACUCAGCAGGAAGGCCAAUGUGAUGGUGGCGAGUCACAACGAGGACACCGUGAGACACACUCUGAGGAGGAUGAAUGAGCUAGGCCUGGCUCCAGCGGAGGGGAAGGUCUCCUUCGGCCAGCUACUUGGCAUGUGCGACCAGAUCAGCUUCCCACUGGGGCAGGCGGGCUUCCCGGUCUACAAGUACGUCCCCUACGGGCCCGUGAACGAGGUGAUGCCCUACCUUUCCCGGCGGGCCCAGGAGAACCGGGGCUUCAUGAAGGGCGCUGAGUGGGAGCGGGAGCUGCUGCUCAAGGAGCUGAAACGCCGGCUGGGCUCGGGGGAGAUCUUCCACCGGCCGGUCUUCUAGAGCGACCUUCUAGAGCGACCUUCUAGAGAUGUCUUCUGGGGGGUUUCCUAGAGGGGUCUUCUGGAGAGAUCUUCUAGAGAGGUCUUCUAGAGAGGUCCUCUAGAGAGGAUCUUUAUAGAGGUCUUCUAGAGAGUUAUUUAGAGACAUCUUCAAGAGAGGUGUUCUGGAGAGGUCUUCUAGAGCUGCAGAGAAGAGAGAGAGAGAGAGAAGGGAGAGACAGGGAGGGAGCGAAGACAGAGAGGGGAGAUGGACAGAGAGAGACUAUGUCAUCUGUUUAUGAGGUGUGUGUGUGUGUGUGUGUGUGUGUGUGUGUGUGUGUGUGUGUGUGUGCGUGCGUGCGUGUGUAUUUGCAUCAUCCCGUGCAUCCAAACACAUAAAUCCCCCUCAGUGUCUCGGCUCCAAUCUUUCAUAUGUAUAUAUACAUAGAUAUAAUUUUUUUUCGUUCCCAUCAUUUCCUCUCCUCUGCAGCUUAUUCCCAGUCGCAGGUUCUGCCCUCCUCCGUCCUGCCCUGACCCAGCUCCCCCGCUCCUCCCCCCCCACCCUCCCCCAUUCCUCCCCCGUGUGCAUGUCAUCUUCCCCCUCAGCCCGCCGCUGCCUCAGCGUCUCUGAGACGAGUCUCCCACCAUGUUUCCCCCCCCCCCCCCCUGUAUCCAUCAUGAUGGCGUCUUUACUAGCCCAGUAGGACUACGGGAACCGUCAAUAGGGGACAGAAUGGGGGACGCCUCUUUUUUUAUCACUCCAUUUAUCCUACGCGCAGACAGUGGGAAUAAAACCAAUAACAACGCCUGAUUUAAAUGGCCGUAAAGAAAGCAUCAAUAUUCCUCAGAGUUUAAUGUGGGUGCCAGUUAGGGAUAGUUACACUGAGAGAUGAAACUUUACUGUUGGUUAAGUGGUGGUCUCUGCUGUUUGGAAAAUCAAUAUCAAGUUUUUUAUUUGGCUGCAAACAUCAACAGCCUUUUUGUUAUGUGACGGUGAUGUCUUUGUUGUGCUAGGGGACUGUGUUGCUGGUCUCGGUAGGUCGUACACGACGUGAACUGAGUGAAGUUGACGAGAGCGACCGAGUUCAGUUUCUGUUAAACUCUUCAGAGCUGGGGAACCACCAGACCACCUGAUACGUAAGCACUACAUUUACCAUCAGGGCAUUUAGCAGACGCUUUUAUCCAAAGUGCCUCACAAUAAGAACCUUUGUCAGAAGAAAGAGAAACAAUAUAUUGCUGUCGGUACAGUAAGGAUGUUCAUAGAACCAAGUGCAAAGCACUAACAAUCACUAGGUUAACCCAUUCCCCGUACACAACAAAGAUAGCUGGGAUAAGGUGCUACAAAAUGCGAAGCACUAUUUUUAAGUGCCAGGACGUACAACAUGUACAAAGUGCAUAAGAGGGGUGGGGGGGCGGGGGGGGGGUUAUGCAGAGUCCAGGUGAACUCUACACUUUACUACAGGACAUAUACCAUGACCCAAAGGUGGAGAAGGAGUAUAGGAACUCGUUUUGUGUGGUUUCUAGGAACAUCGAGCUCAGGAUUUUGUUUCUUCGGUACGGUUGAGACGCCAAAGCCGAUAUUAGGCUCCAUGUUUAUUGUGUUUUUCAUCUGGGGCUUUUACUCGUUCUAAAUCGUCCAAUCGGGUCACAUUAACUUUCCAUUGAUUAUGUAAACUUGUUUUAGCAGUCUGUUCUUUGUUCACUGCUGUGAUGUACUGAAAUUGUUUCUUAAACGAAAGAAUACUUGGUUG